Messenger RNA from Lentinula edodes (shiitake mushroom), 315 nucleotides. RefSeq lists its product as uncharacterized. Lineage: Eukaryota; Fungi; Basidiomycota; Agaricomycetes; Agaricales; Omphalotaceae. The record is from RefSeq and is a predicted model, not a curated record. The annotation marks the transcript as partial. The transcript has a single exon.
UUUGCAAGAGAUGGGAUUAAACUAGAGACACUAGAAAACUACAUCAAGGAUCCUAUCGCGAAUGGUCCCAAACUUCGUAACACUCGCCUCGACAAAUUUGCGGCAGACGUCAAGUCAAUGAAGGCCUCUCCCUGGAAUAGGGCUCUCACUUACAAGUUUGCGGAAAAAGCCAAAGAGAUCGUAGCUGCCUGUGGAGAUGGCCGAUUUGGAUCAGCACCUAUCGACUGGAACAAGUUAUUUUCCGAUCGACUUUAUGCUGUGUACAAGGAAAUUGUUGACGCCCGUCUUCUACCCCAUGAAGAUAACGAGGCCCGG